This is a messenger RNA of Lodderomyces beijingensis, 1314 nucleotides long. Lineage: Eukaryota; Fungi; Ascomycota; Pichiomycetes; Serinales; Debaryomycetaceae. The record is from the annotation of a GenBank genome assembly.
AUGACUGCUAGUAUCGAUUUCAAUUCCAUCAAGACACAAAAGGGCAGACUUCUCGAAACCAUCCACGAGACCGCAAAGUGGGGAGCCAAGGGCAAAUGGGGGCCAGGUGAAACUGAAACUGGUGUGUGCAGAUUGGCAUUGACAGACCUCGACAAGAAAGUCAGAGACUGGUUUGUUGAACAAGUGACUGAUCUCGGGUGCCAAGUCAAGGUGGACCAAGUGGGCAACAUCUUUGCUAUAUUCCCAGGGCAAAACGAAGGAGUGCCAACGGGGAUCGGCUCGCAUUUGGACACCCAGCCAACCGGCGGCCGAUACGAUGGGGUCUUGGGCGUGUUGAGUGGUCUCGAGGUGUUGCGGACCUUGAAGGAAAACGACAUUGUGCCUCAUUACCCUAUUGCAUUGGUGAACUGGACAAAUGAAGAAGGCGCGCGGUUCCCCAUGAGCAUGGUAGCCAGCGGUGUAUGGGCCGAGGCCAUCUCGUUGCAAACGUGCUUGGACUUGGAGUCGUUUGACGACGUACCCCGGAAAUUCGGCGACGAGCUCAAGCGGAUCGGUUACGCUGGAGAAACGCCGGCUUCUUACCACGCAAACCCAUUAGCAUGCCAUUUCGAAAUACACAUUGAGCAAGGCCCGAUAUUAGAGAAUGAACAAAAGAAAAUCGGCGUUGUUGUUGGAGGGCAGGCGUUUGAAUGGAACAUGGUCACGGUGCGGGGCAAAUCGUCGCACUCGGGAACCACGCCCAUGAACACCAGAUCGGACUCGUUGUUGGCCACGUCGCGAAUCAUCACCAUGGCCAUCGAGACCGCUGAGGAGCACGGCGGGUUGGCCACCGUGGGCACGUUGCUGUUGGAGCCCUCCUCGGUCAAUGUGAUCCCGCUCGAAGUCAAGUUCACCUUGGACGUGAGACACGUUGAAGACGCGCAACUCGCUAAGAUCAUGAAUGUGAUCAAGAAGAAAACGGAGGAGAUUGCUACUACAAGUAUAAAUACGAAAUACGCCAAACCGUUAUCUGUGACAUUCGACAACAUCACCACUUCCAAAGCAGUCAAGUUCAACCAGACCAAUAUCGACACGGUGAAAAAGGCCGCCUUGUCAUUGUUUGACGAGAGCCAAGUGAGGGAAAUUGUCAGUGGUGCCGGCCACGACUCCUGUUUCACCAGCACUCGAAUCCCGACUUCGAUGAUUUUCAUCCCUUCGAAAGACGGAUUAUCCCAUACCCCGGAGGAGCACUCGUCGCCAGAGGAUGUCGAGAAUGGGUUCCAGGUUUUGUUGCGGACAGUAUUGAUUUACGAUGAAAUGCGUGCUAAAAAAUGA